UCGAUAGCACAUUUUUAGCCGCUGCUGCGAGGUAAACACGUUGCAAUUUGCAAUUUAUUGAUAAUUCAGAAUUGUUUAGUUGUUUAUUAAGUGAACUUAGAGUCAAUUGCAUAGUUAAACCGUGCAAAAUGGCGAACGUGGAACGCAAAGGCACCUUCAAGGUGGAAUAUCUGCAGAAGAUCGAGCGCGAAGUGCAACAACGCUGGGAGGCGGAGCAUGUGCAUGAAACGGACGCGCCGACGGCGCCCAAAAAGCAACAGGCUGAGAAGUUUUUCGUCACAUUUCCAUUUCCGUAUAUGAAUGGACGUCUGCACUUGGGACACACAUUCUCCAUGUCGAAGGCAGAGUUUGCGACACGCUAUCAUCGCCUUAAGGGACGUCGUGUGCUGUGGCCCUUUGGCUUCCAUUGCACCGGGAUGCCCAUUAAGGCGUGUGCUGAUAAGCUGGCACGUGAACUGGAGCAGUUUGGUUAUCCGCCCAAGUUUCCCGAGGUGCAGGAGGAAGUGCCCGCCGUCACGGAGACUCAGUCCGAGGUGCCCAAGGAUAAGUCCAAGGGGAAAAAGAGUAAAGCCGUUGCCAAAACAGGAACUGCCAAAUAUCAGUGGCAGAUUAUGCAGAGUCUUGGACUGCAGGAUGAGGAAAUUAAGCAGUUUGCCGAUGCCGAGCAUUGGCUCAACUAUUUUCCACCGCUGGCGGUGCAGGAUCUGAAACGCAUCGGUGUCCAUGUGGAUUGGCGCCGCACAUUCUUAACCACAGAUGCCAAUCCUUACUUUGACUCCUUUGUACGCUGGCAAUUCAAUCAUUUGAAACAGCGCGGCAAGAUUAUGUAUGGCAAACGCUAUUCCAUCUAUUCACCCAAGGAUGGACAGCCGUGCAUGGAUCACGAUCGCUCAACUGGAGAAGGUGUGGGUCCCCAGGAGUAUACACUCAUCAAAAUGAAAGUGUUGCAGACGCCCAAGGCUUUGAGUGCCAUCAAGCAGCCCAUUUACUUUGUGGCGGCCACACUGCGUCCGGAGACUAUGUACGGACAGACCAAUUGCUGGCUGCAUCCGGACAUCAAGUACAUUGCCUGGCAGACAACACGCGACAACGAGGUGUGGAUCAGCACACGUCGUGCUGCCCGCAACAUGACCUAUCAGGGAUUCACUGCCGAGGAGGGCAACGUUGUGGUGCUGGCCGAGGUCAAGGGUGUGGAUCUUUUGGGUGUACAACUGUCGGCGCCUCUGACUCAUCACAAGAUCAUUUACACGCUGCCCAUGUUAAGCAUCAAGGAGGAUAAGGGCACAGGUGUGGUGACGUCAGUGCCAUCGGAUUCUCCUGAUGAUUAUGCCGCCUUGGUGGAUCUGCAGAAGAAGGAGGCAUUCCGUCAAAAGUACGGAUUGAAAGAUGAGAUGGUGCUGCCCUAUGAACCCAUAUCCAUUAUUGAUGUUCCCACGCUGGGUAAACUAUGUGCUGUUCAUGCUUACGACACACUGAAGAUUCAAUCGCAGAACGAUAAGGAGAAACUGGCUGAAGCCAAGGAGAUGUGCUAUCUGAAGAGUUUUUAUGAUGGCAUCAUGUUGGUGGGCGAAUUUGCGGGUCGCAAAAUCCAGGACAUCAAGAAGGAUUUGCAACAGCGUCUUACGGAUGCCAAGGAGGCAGAUAUUUACUACGAGCCCGAGAAGACCAUCAUAUCCCGCUCCGCUGAUGAGUGUGUAGUAGCCCUUUGCAAUCAAUGGUAUCUCAAUUAUGGGGAACCCGAAUGGCAAGGUCAGGCCUUUAAAAUUCUAAGCGACAUGGAAACCUUCCACGAGGAGGCACGCAACAAUUUUGAGGCGUGUUUGAAUUGGCUGCAUGAGUACGCUUGCUCCCGAACUUAUGGCCUGGGCACCAAGCUGCCUUGGGAUGAGCAGUGGCUCAUUGAAUCCCUCUCGGAUUCAACCAUUUACAUGGCCUUCUAUACUGUAUCGCAUUUCCUGCAAGGCGGCACAUUCCGUGGAGAGAAACCAGGACCAUUUGGUAUUAAACCAGCUGAUAUGACUCCUGAAAUCUGGGACUAUAUCUUCUUUAAGGAGACGCCACUGCCAAAGAAGUCGACUAUUAAGCCAGAGCAUUUGGCUGUUAUGCGUCGUGAAUUUGAGUAUUGGUAUCCAAUGGAUUUGCGUGUUUCUGGCAAGGACUUGAUACAGAAUCACUUGACCUUCUGUCUGUAUAACCAUGCUGCAAUGUGGCCAAAUGAUGAAACCAAGUGGCCCAAGGGGAUGCGUGUAAAUGGUCACCUGCUGCUCAACUCGGCCAAAAUGUCCAAGUCAGAUGGCAAUUUCCUAACACUACACGAGGCCGUUGACAAAUUCUCAGCGGAUGGCAUGCGUCUCUGUCUCGCUGAUGCCGGCGACAGCGUUGAGGAUGCCAACUUUGUGGAGAGCACAGCGGAUGCGGGUAUUCUCCGGCUCUACACCUUCAUUGAGUGGGCCAAGGAGAUGCUGGCAACACGAUGCAGCCUGCGUCGUGGUGCGGACAAGACCUUCAACGAUCAGGUCUUUCUCAGCGAGCUCAAUCUAAAGACACAGCAGACGGAUGAUAACUAUCGCAAGAUGCUCUUCAAGGAGGCGCUGCGCAGUGGUUUCUACGAAUUGCAGUUGGCACGUGACAAGUACCGUGAGCUGUGUGGUGCUCAAGGGAUGCAUGAAGAGUUGGUGCUGGAGUUUAUACGUCGCCAGGCGUUGCUGGUGGCUCCCAUUUGUCCGCACAUGGCGGAACAUGUUUGGGGAUUGCUUGGCAACAAGGAAUCGGUCGUGCACGCUCGUUGGCCCGAGGUGGGCGCCAUCAACGAGCUGGACAUCAUGUGCUCUGAGUAUCUGAUGGAAGCAGCACAUUCCUUCCGCCUCAACCUGAAAAAUCUACUUCAAGUCCGUGGCAAGGGCGGCAAAGAAAAGGCUCUAGAUGCACAGACGGCGAAACCUAAUCGGGCCUUGAUUUGGGUGGCUAAAACAUAUCCACCGUGGCAGUGCUGUGUGCUGGACACCAUGAGGGAGCUGUACAACAAGGAUACGAAGACACUGCCCGAUAACAAAGUCAUUGCAGCCACAUUGCAACAAAAGGCGGAGCUAAAGAAGUUCAUGAAGCGUGUCAUGCCCUUUGCACAAAUGAUACGCGAAAAGGUGGAGACGGGCGGCAAGGGUGUGGCUGCUAUGGCUGUUACCUUGGAGUUCGAUGAGCGUGAGGUUCUGUUCAGCAAUCUGGAGUAUCUGAAGAAUACCUUGGAUCUGGACACUUUGGAGAUCAAGUAUACUGAUGAUGCUUCUGCACCUGAGAAGACACGCGAGGAAGUGCGUCCUGGGUCGCCCUUCAUUGCCUUCAGCGUUGCUCCGCAUGUGAGCGUCGAGCUCACCAAUCCCAUUGAGCGCUCUGGACUGUUUCAGGUGAACGCCAUCAUUUCCGAGGGCGACACAGUGCAGUCUCUACGCGAGAAGCUCGCCAAAAUCAUUGGUCUGAAAACAGAAGUAUCUUCGCUACAAAUCUGGCGCUAUGAGGAUCCCGUGCUGGGACCACGCAAGAUGCCCAACUUCCAGGACUUCAAGACCGGCAAGACACCGCUGAGCGAUGGCGAUUUUGUACUCGACUUGGAAGCGAAACGCGUGAGCGUCCAACUGUCUGGCCAACUGACUGAGGUGGGACGCCAAUUGAUCUAUGUGGUUGAAUAGAUAACUUAACAUCCUCUGCAGCAUCUUAAUAAUUUAUUCAUGUUACGAACUUGAAACAUUGUAAAACAAUUGUGGCCUAAAAGAAUAACACCUUAAAAUAUGAUUAAAUCUGUGCACCUGAA
This is a messenger RNA of Drosophila innubila, 3805 nucleotides long. RefSeq names its product leucine--tRNA ligase, cytoplasmic (gene LeuRS). Gene Ontology annotation, biological process: leucyl-tRNA aminoacylation. The record is from RefSeq and is a predicted model, not a curated record. The transcript has 6 exons. Gene Ontology annotation, molecular function: ATP binding; aminoacyl-tRNA deacylase activity; leucine-tRNA ligase activity. Bases 129 to 3683 code for a protein of 1184 amino acids. NCBI's taxonomy places the organism in Eukaryota, Metazoa, Arthropoda, Insecta, Diptera, Drosophilidae.